Molecule: messenger RNA, 5688 nt
Organism: Cuculus canorus (common cuckoo)
Lineage: Eukaryota; Metazoa; Chordata; Aves; Cuculiformes; Cuculidae
Gene: GMDS
Product: GDP-mannose 4,6-dehydratase
Exons: 12
Coding region: 288-1478 (396 amino acids)
Biological process (GO): GDP-mannose metabolic process
Molecular function (GO): GDP-mannose 4,6-dehydratase activity
Source: RefSeq, a predicted model, not a curated record
CGAGGGGCGGCUGAACGGGAGCGGGAGCACGGGCUGCCCCGCGCCUGCGCUGGGGCGGGGGUCCGUGGGGCGGCUGCACCUGCGGCCACCGCGAGGCGGGGCGGGGCGGAAGAAGGAGAUGCUGAGGCGGGCGGAGCGGCGGGGAUAGCCCUCGGGGUGGUGCUGGUGGUGGCAGCCCCGCUCGGAAGCAGCAGGCGUCCUCCUCUGCGAGCCCAGCCCCGUGAGCCGGUGUCUGCGGUGAGGGCCGCCCCGGGCUGUCUCUGCAUCCCCAGUCCAGGGCAGCAGGGAUGGAGGAGGCGGGAGCGUGCGCCGCGGUGCCCAGAGGCGACAGCGACGGGAUGAAUGGCAGGAAGGUGGCUCUCAUCACCGGCAUCACCGGGCAGUUUAUUAUCUGGGAAGCAUUUUUGGGGUCUGAUCCGAAAUUGCUUCUGAAGUCUGUGUUCCUCUCCAUCGUAUGCAAGGAUGGAUCAUACUUGGCAGAGUUCCUGCUGGAAAAAGGCUAUGAGGUGCAUGGCAUUGUUCGUCGGUCUAGUUCUUUUAAUACAGGCCGGAUUGAACAUCUCUAUAAGAACCCACAGGCUCACAUUGAAGGAAACAUGAAGCUGCACUACGGUGAUCUGACAGACAGCACCUGCCUCGUGAAGAUCAUUAAUGAAGUCAAACCCACUGAGAUAUACAACUUGGGAGCUCAGAGCCAUGUCAAGAUUUCUUUUGACCUAGCGGAAUAUACUGCUGAUGUUGAUGGGGUCGGCACUCUGCGGCUCCUAGAUGCCAUUAAGACCUGUGGCCUUAUCAACUCUGUGAAGUUCUACCAAGCCUCCACCAGUGAACUUUUUGGAAAAGUGCAAGAAAUCCCGCAAAAGGAGACCACCCCUUUUUACCCAAGAUCGCCUUAUGGGGCAGCAAAACUGUAUGCCUACUGGAUUGUGGUGAACUUCAGAGAGGCCUACAAUCUUUUUGCUGUGAACGGCAUCCUCUUCAAUCAUGAAAGCCCCAGGAGAGGGGCUAACUUUGUUACUCGAAAAAUUAGCCGAUCGGUAGCAAAGAUUCAUCUGGGACAGCUGGAUUGUUUCAGCCUGGGCAAUCUGGAUGCUAAGCGAGACUGGGGACAUGCCAGAGAUUACGUUGAGGCCAUGUGGCUGAUGUUGCAAACAGAUGAGCCUGAGGACUUUGUCAUAGCCACUGGGGAAGUCCAUAGUGUCCGAGAAUUUGUGGAGAAGUCAUUUAAGCACAUUGGGAAAACUAUUGUGUGGGAAGGGAAGAAUGAAAAUGAAGUAGGGCGAUGCAAAGAGACUGGCAAGAUUCACGUGACAGUCAAUCACAAGUACUACAGGCCAACUGAAGUGGAUUUUCUCCAAGGGGACAGUACCAGAGCCAGACAAAAGCUGAACUGGAAGCCAAGAGUCACUUUUGAUGAGCUGGUGAGGGAGAUGGUGGACGCUGAUGUGGAGCUCAUGAGGAACAACCCCAACGCCUGAGCCCUGGGUGGGUCUGGCAAGCACCACAGACCAGUGCCAGGGGUGCACCCGACGGCCAAGCACUGCCAUGGGCCACCAGGGUCAGGGUGCAUGGCUGCCCCUCCCUGUGAUGGUUUUAUUGCUGGCCUGCCUGUGUGUGAAAGCCCGGAUCUAUGCCCCCCUCCACUCUCCACACCGUCUCGGUGCUUCUCACCCCACGCAUCAUCCUAGCAGGGCAGGGCAGCCCUGGCUGAGCUAACUCUGGCUGCUGCCGUUAACUGGAGAGGGGUCGUGCCCCACUCACAAUGCUCUACCUGAAGUACUGAUAGGCCAGCAAGCUGACUGAUUUCCUUUUUUAAUUAAAACUCGUCUUUAUAUUAGCCAGGAACUCCAGCACAUUUUUACAACUUUCUCCCAUUUUAAAACCAAAAGCACCCCCUGUCCUCCUCCCCCCAACCUCCCCUCUUCUCCAGCAACACCACCACCAAACCUCUGGCACUAAUGUGGGCUUGCCACCCCUCCAGCCCUUACUCCACGGCUUCCCUUCUUCUGCCUUUCCUGAACACUCCUUGUUUUUCUUUCCUGCAGACUUACGUCUACCCCAGCAGGCAAUUUCCACCACUUGAACUCUAAAACUUUGGAUAACUUGAUAUAACUUGCAGUGAAAUCGCCUUUUGACCAUGCCAAAUUAAUUCCUAAUUGCUGGAAUCAUUUUCAAACUAGUCAGAGAGGGCUCGCAAGUGGUUUUCAGAUCUUUGUUUCAGAGUGUGCUUGAGUCACAGAAAGUGUUUUUGUCAUGCGCCCUCUCCAUCUGAGAGUUUACGGUAUUUUGGCUCUUGCCCCCCCUCCUCGAAUCAACCCAUUCCCCUUCCAUCCUCUUCCUGCCUGCUAUGAUUAGACCUCGGACGGGAGCUUGAACCGUCUCAAAAGAUGACUUAAGAAAUCAAAACAAAAUAAAUAAAUAAAAGAGCUUUAAAAAAAUAGAAAUGUGAAAGUGAGUAAAUAUUUUUGCAGGUUCCAUGCCAAGGUACCCAGGUUAUCCAGAGGUCGUGGAGCCCAUACAUUUCCCGUUGGUUUAGGAUCUUCCGCCCACCAAUUACUUCCAUCAUUAUAGCUUUAUGCCUCGAAAUGAGAUAUGCAGGGGGGGAUACACGAGGAGAUUCACCUCCUCUGAGGGCACUUCUUGCUUUUUUGAUUUUUUAUUGGGGAACACCCCUCUUAAAAGGGGAGGGAUGGGGUCAGGGAUCAGAGCGUGGAGCUGGACGCAGCAGCUCCAGCUUGCGCUCGGGAGCGGUUUCAUGAUGGAAGUGGUGUGGGAGGGCAGGAUGGGAUUCGGGAGCAGCCUGCAAGGAACCGAGCUGCCUGAGAGAGAGGGCUCUUUGUGCGCCUGGCAUGAAAGGGCAGGCGUUUGCCAGAGGUGCUGUGGAACGCUGGAGCAGCCGCUUCCUUCAAGGCCGUCCCCGCAAGAGCGAGGAGAAGUGCGGCCACAGCAGCACGGGGGGAAAGAAACCGGCCAGUGCUUGGGAUCCCUUGCCACAGGUGCACGGAGAAUGGGCCCUUACUAAGGGCUUUCUAAGUCACCUACUAAGGACUGUGGUAGAUUUUCCAUGUUUAUUGCGAUUGUUGUUCAGCCACAGCUAUUGGACUUCAAGUAUGAAUUAGUACAGUCUUACAGCCCACGUUGUUUUAGAUGUCAGACAAAGUUAUCUCAGUAAGUAGCAUCCAAGCAUUGGUGUAGGAUGGGGAAGUUUAUUUCUGCAUCCUAACACAACAGCCACAGGCACUAACGUGGCUGCUGCUGACGUUAGAGAAAGGGAAGACGUGUAAGAGUUUGAGUCUCCAGGCCAUCAGCUCAAACGUCUCUUGGAGCAGUGACCCACGUGUGCGAGUCUGUCUGGCCCCCACGAACAGCCCCCAUGGCGCAUCCGGCACAAACCAACACCGAGUGGGGCAUGGACGCCCCAUCUGUGGGGAGGUUUGGAGCUCACACACACGCUGCCUGUUGCCCCCCCAUGCAUACACAUCCAUGUGUGGGUUAUGUUUAUACAAAGUUUUUAUGGAGAGUUUUCCCUCCAGUUCGGGUACGACUCCGUGGCUGCGCCUAUUUUUUAUUUUUUGAGAGUAAAAUAACAAUAAAACCCCUCCUCAUGGGUGUGUGUCCUCCGCGUUAGCUCUGCGUGUCCCUGCACUUUUCGCCCCACUGCACAACCCCGACAGCACAAGCUCGGCCCCCACUACCGCCGGCACCCACUCGUGCUUGGCAGCACGGCUGUGUCUGUGAUCUGGGAGCAGCCACCACACAGCCCCACAGCUGAGGGGGUCCUGCCUUUGCCCACGGGUGGCGGAGGGCAGGGGGACAGCUCUGCAUGUAGGCUGCACCGAGGGCUAUCCCCCUUGCAGCACCUGGGACAGGCGGUCACCAGCUGCGGGUGGCAGAUCUUUGGGUGGGACACACAGUGAACGAAACAGUAUUAAGCGCUUUUAUGACAAGGUAUUUUUGUAUUGCUGGGAACUAUUUUUUGCUUACGGUGAUUCACCAGGAGUCUUGCUGGUGCAUCUGAAUAUUAGUUCACACAUCUCUGCAGAGGGCUGGGAACCUUUACAUAAGCUGCCAGUUUUCCUUCGACUUCAGGGUUUGAGUUUUUUUUCCUUUGGCAUCUCUAACUGGCGCAUUCACGAGAAGCAUUUUUGUCCUCCGUUUUCGGUCUCUCUGGCAGGGGGGCGAGCGGGGAAGGGGAUGGGAAGGCAAAAUUUGGUUCUAUACCAAUGGUCCUUCCGCGGUGACCUUGUGUUUUCUUCCUGCUUUUGUAAAAACACCAAAAAUUGCUAUUGGUCCUGACAGGCCAAAACAUGCAUCCCAGCACUGUCCCGCUGCUUCUUACAAUUUGGCAAAGGUCCGAACUGCUUUUUGGUUUCUCCACCACCACCUUCCUGCCCAAUUUUGGAUUCCUCCUGAAGUACCGCUUUUUGCAAUGACGACGGGAUCGCUUCUUGAAAAUGAAAUAAAAUUUAAAAACAAAAACAAAAAAAGAAAACAACAGGCGGUGAUUGAGGAAAAUUAUAUCUAAUGUAGCUAAUACACCAGAUUAACGUUCUCUACAUCGGCUGAGUGUGUAUGUCAAGCGUUUUGUGCAUGGAAGUAGGGAAAGAGACAUCCCCGCCCCUCUGCCCGUCUCACGUCUUAUUCGGGAUCAAUACAGCUUCGCUAAUUUUAAAGGGCAGUGCCGGCAGUGAAUAACCAGCGUGCCCCCAGUCUCCCGUGCCUUUCGCGAGGGUCCCACCGGCAGCAGCGAAGAAAAAAAAAAGCAAAUGGAAAGCGGAUUUUUGCUGUUGCUCCCCGGAGCGGCCGAGAAAGGCUGAUCCGGGCUGCGGAGCGGCAGCGCUGCCAGGGGAAGGCUCUCUGCUGGCCGGGGCCGGGAAGGGGAGCACGAACGCCCCCGGGCAGCCGGUCCCACCGCGCCGUGGGGAGCGGAGAGGUCACCGCUGCUGCGGGGAGAAGCGGGACAGCAGCGGCAGCGCAGGGUGCCGGGGGCCGCCCGGCCGUGCGCCCCGUCGGGAGGAGAGGGGUCAGGCGAGCAGAGAGAGAGAAGAGCGGGUCCAGCUCCUGCUCGGCGGGUUGCGGAGGGCUGGAGCCCGCUCGGGAGAGCCGGCCUGACCCUGCCUGCGGCUCCCUGCUCCGGAAUCACGAGCAGCGAAGGCGAGGGCUCGCUCCCCUGCGCCCGCCGCCCGUCAGCGCCGCCGCCCCACAUCUCGCAGCCGUAACUCGGCCCUUCGCCUCCGCCGAGCGGGCCGCUGCCCUUCCUGUUUUGCCAAAGGUAAAACUGCCACGAAAGCCUAUUUUUUAAAUUUUAUUUUUAAUCGUUUUGUUUUGUCCCUCUCCUGAAGCCUUUCAGGGCCGCUUGGGACCGCCGGCCACUCGUGGGCUGCGAAAUGCCCCGCAGGCAGCAAGGAGCGCUGGAAAGGCUGGCGGUGGGGCGGCCCCCCGGAGCCCCCAGCCCCUGCCACCCCUGCGCUGCCCCCCGCCCGGCACCGGCAGGGAAAGCCGGCGAGACAAAGCGACGGGGGCUUCCUCGGGGUCGCGGAGCCAAGCCGCCAGCGCCAGCUAAAAAUAACACCUCCUACUCGCGGAGUCAGCCUGGAGGGUGAAAGGGGCGCACGGAGCCGCUACUCGGGCGCGCCGGGAAUGGGUAGGUGUGGGAAACCCUGCUCCGCGGGCAGCACUCGUUGCUCA